AUGGCUACCACAGGCCUGACUCCCACGCAAGAGGCCGCUUUUAGACGAAGCAAGCAACUCUCCGUCCAGCAACGCGAAGAACUUCUGAAGCCCUUUCUCCCCUCCGAACCUUCCGACAGCGAGACGCAGGCGCAGAAGAAGAAGGCCCUGCGCGACCGCCGCCAACGCGCAGCCCAACAGAACCGCAAGCCACUCGCAGGCCCCAUCAAGACCUUCCUCCACCUCGCAAUCUACCACGUCGUCGCUCUCUUAUUCAGCAUCUUCUUCCGCUUCCGUCGCGCCUACCGACUUGUCAGGGGCAAGGUCGUCUCGCUGCUCAAGUACCAUCACCGGACUCCAGAGUUCAUCGCCCACGAUGUCAAAGACCUCGAGAAGCUGCCCAAGCACCUCAGUGUGAUAGUUGAAUACCAAGAGGACGACGGAAGCCAGGGUACAGCCGGAUUAGAAGGACUUGUAAACGAUGUUUGUGAGAUAGCAGCUUGGGCCGCGAGUGCCGGCAUACCCUUUCUGAGCGUCUACGAACGGACGGGUGUACUUAAGAACUACCUCCCUCAGACCCACGCCUCCAUCUGGUCAACCCUAGAAGCCUACUUCGGACCCCAUCGCAAGCCUACGCUCUCCCUCCGUGCGCCGCACCUAUCCUCCUACUCUCCUCCCAACACGCCUCCUCAGAGUGCAGACGAUGACCUCAAAGGGGAAGAACGCCAGCAUCUUACCGUCCUCCUCCUCUCCGAACACGACGGCCGCGACACCAUCGUCGACCUGACGCGCACACUAGCCGAGAUGGCCCAGAAGGGAGACGUACGACAAGAGCAGAUCAACACGGACCUGAUUGAUGCGCAGUUGAACGACCACGUUUCGAGUGAACCAGAUCUUCUGAUUCUGUUCAGUCCUACAGUGCAACUCAAAGGAUACCCACCGUGGCAGCUGAGGUUGACAGAGAUCUUCCACCUACCAGACAACAAGGGUGUCAACUACCAGGUCUUCCUGCGAGCCUUGUACAACUUUGCAAAGGUCGAGAUGCGCCUUGGGAGAUAG
Molecule: messenger RNA, 1038 nt
Organism: Alternaria incomplexa
Lineage: Eukaryota; Fungi; Ascomycota; Dothideomycetes; Pleosporales; Pleosporaceae
Exons: 3
Coding region: 1-1038 (345 amino acids)
Cellular component (GO): endoplasmic reticulum membrane; dehydrodolichyl diphosphate synthase complex
Molecular function (GO): ditrans,polycis-polyprenyl diphosphate synthase [(2E,6E)-farnesyl diphosphate specific] activity
Source: RefSeq, a predicted model, not a curated record